UAUGGACAGUAACAGAACCAAUGGCAAUCCCAAGGCUUAUUCCGUCAAUCAUUUAUAUCCUCAGUCUCACCUUCCAGCUGCGGCACCACUCACGGACAAGGCAGCAAUCUGGAAACUGAGCUCCAGCACAAGUCACCGUCUUUGACUUCGCGACGCAUGUCAGGAUCUUCAUCGAAGUCUACUACAACCCUGCUUGUGACGCCUACUGGCCCUGAUUUCUCUAGCGAAGGAUCGUCGCACUUCUAUUUUUUGCCCUCAGACGCCUCAAGCAUAACGCUUUUGCCGGACUCUGCCAGUAAAACAGUAGCCUAUGGCGUGGCAGUGGAGACAAGGAUCAAGCCGUGCCUCACAGUAAUCCUGAGCAUGACAACGGACAUGUGGUGCGGCAAGGUCUCUCACCAUGACCCUCCUCUUCUGAUUGUGGGCUCCCGCAGUUCACCGGCUAAACUCGCAACUGUGACAUUGACAAGGGACAUCAUUGAUCCAAGCAAGACUUACAACUCUACUACAACGCCUGCGCUGUUGUCGCCCAAGAACAUUGCUAUCCAGGACAUGUCUGUCGGUUACGGUCAUGGAGUGAUGUGUAUAGAUGCGGACGCCAGCAGACUUAUCGUUGGGUGUACGGGUGGAUCCAUCCAGGUCAUGAAUAUGGAUCCCACCAAACAAUUCCUGCCGCCUUUAACAAACAACAACGCCCCUCCUGUUAUCACCCUGCCUCAUUUGACGCGCUCUCAAACAGACUCGACCCGGUCUAUUAGUUCAAUUCAUUUAUCGUCGCCAGACCUUAACCCAACAGCCGCAGGGGUGCGCAAGGAUAGCAGUGCGGAAUAUUUGAAGAAGACGCAAACGGCUGCGCCGGCUGAUACUGCUCGAACAACAGGCCUCCCAACACCAGAGAAUUCACCACGCAAGGCAUCUCUACCCAUCAAGAUGUCUACGGCCCCCGGUCGAGGCAUCCGGGGUAUAAGCCCACCAAGAACUGGGGCACAACAAGGCAAACGGUCAAUGACGCCUCCGACUGAUCAUGAGGAGCAAGAGGUCUUGGCUGACUGUGACGAGGAUGAGAUGAGAAGCCUUGACUAUAGAGUGAGUCCGAGGUCAGACAGCCUGAUUCAAGAAGGAUUUCAUAGGGAUGGCAGGACGACUGUUGCGACAACAUUUGGCACUAGCUCCAGGAAGAGAUCUCCGCCUUUGCCUUCUCCGGCGCAAUAGUCCCUUUCGGGUACAAGGCCAAAACAGGCCAGUCCACCUCGCAGACACUUUCGAGUCUCUCAAAGUAUAUCCCCUCCUCUCCCACCAAAUUUAUUAUGCGACGACGCGAGACCAACUCAUCAAACUGGGCUGAUCAGGUCACCGGUACGACUAUGACUUUUACAAGCAGCAUCAAUAGCAUCCCGUCAUCUGUGAUGUCUACACCAGCAACUAAGAUCACGAAGGGUCGUAGUCGAUCUGCGCCCAACUUGCAUUUGAGCGCCAACAGUAACAGUUAAAUUAGUGGUAGCAGUAGCGAUGAGGGUGCAGGAGCAUCGAGGACGUUGUCGAAGAGUCAAUAGAAAAAAAUCGCC
Molecule: messenger RNA, 1565 nt
Organism: Gamsiella multidivaricata
Lineage: Eukaryota; Fungi; Mortierellomycota; Mortierellomycetes; Mortierellales; Mortierellaceae
Exons: 2
Coding region: 157-1212 (351 amino acids)
Source: RefSeq, a predicted model, not a curated record